This is a messenger RNA of Salpingoeca rosetta, 2044 nucleotides long. RefSeq lists its product as uncharacterized. NCBI's taxonomy places the organism in Eukaryota, Choanoflagellata, Craspedida, Salpingoecidae. Gene Ontology annotation, cellular component: cytoskeleton; plasma membrane. The transcript is spliced from 17 exons. The coding region runs from base 1 to 1584 and encodes 527 amino acids. The record is from RefSeq and is a predicted model, not a curated record.
AUGAACAGGGAGGAGUGCCCCCGCCGCUCACAGACCUCGAUGAAGGCCUGGGCGAGGGAUCGCGCAAGUUUUGAUAUGACAGGCCAUGACGAUGCUGAAGCUGACACCGCGCAGGAGGAGAAGGACCUCGCAGACGUUGGCAGACUCAAGGGCGAUGCUCGUGACAUUAUCGUGACACUCAUGAACAGCCAAGAGAUUGCCGUGCACUGCCCAAAGGGCCACCAGACCAACGCCGUCGACCUCAAGCGCCUGACUCUGGAGCACCUUGGUGUUGAGGACACAUACCACUCCCUCUUCUCCAUCUGGGUCAUGUCCCCAUCGCUUCGCCUUCCUGCCAAGGACGAGCACUAUCCCAUCAAGAUGCUCAAGUUGUGGCCGGAUCUCCUGGCAGCGUACACAGAAUCGGCUGAUCCAGAAGAGUUCCCUGCCAUUUACCUCCGAAAAGCGCCCCUCACACACCCAGGCGUUGAGGUGACGGUGAGCGACGAGAAUGCUAUCCUGCUUCUCUUUAUCGAGCUCACAGAUGAAGUGGUCAACUCUGAGUGCGCUGUUGAUGAGGAUGACGCUGUUGCGAUGGCGGCAACGCACCUGUUCCUCAACUUUGGAGAAGAGGCAACGAGGAAGGAUGUCAGUGAAUCACAAGGAUCACAACAGCCGCAGCAUUUCGCUGGCAAGUUGCGGUGGAAGAGUUGGGAGCGGCGCGUGUUUGAAUCGUUGGAGGAGCAGCUGCCGGUGUUCCAGCAGCAGUCGCCCGCAGAGAUCAUGAGCGACUAUCUCGAGCGUGGGCGGCAGUAUGCGACAUAUGGCGGUGUGAAAUUCCUUGGGAACGUGGAGCCGGCGGAGAAAGGAACGCUGCUGCAAGAACAACGAACAAAGGAGGUGCUACUGUCGAUCAACUUUGACGGGUUGCACGUGACCGACACAAAGACGAACCAAGUCAUCCUCAGCGUACCAUUCAACGCAUUUCGCGCAAAGGCCUUCCUCACCUACGACGACAACGUCUGCGUCUCUGUCGUGUACAAUGUGGAGGGCAACGAUGUGAGCGAGGAGAAGUCGACAGCAGAGGAGAAAACAGAUGGGUCAGGCGACACCACAACGGGCGCAGGCACGCGCGACGACGACAAUGACAAUGACGAUGAUGAUGACGAUGGUGAUGGGUUGGAGGAGACCAACAUCGAUAAUGGCGGUGACGCUGACUUGCCCAAGUUGCACACGGACUACAACCAAAGCCGUGAUGGUGACGGUGAUGGUGAUGGCGAUGAUGGUGACGGCAGCGACUCGAAGAAUCCGGACGAGCAAGAGAUGAUCAUCUGGUCCAACCUGGCAAGCUCUAUCCUUGAAGCCGUGGAUGCGUAUCGUGCAAUCAACGCUGCGCACUCGCGUUUAGCACAGGGGCGCGCAAAUGUCAAAGGCGUCCUGGUCACGGACACUGCAACCAAAGGCACAGGCGUACGGCGGGACCCGCGGUUCAAGCGCACGAUGCGCAAUGCGUACAACACGUUGAAUCGUCGCAUGGCCACGCUCACCCUCCGCCGCCUCCGAAGGCGCGCAUCCAUCAACCACGACGCCACAGACCAGUCGUAGCAGACAUCACGUGUCGUCCUCGCGUGGUUGUGUGUUUGUGUGUGUUUGUGUGCGUGUGUGCUUGUGUGUGUGUGUGUUUGUGUGUUGUUUUGCGUGUGAGUGUGCAUCUGCUGUCAUUCUAUGAACGAUCGCAUGUGCGUCUACUGUCGACGAUUGUGUGCAUGUGUGUCAUCGUGUGCGAAUGGCAUUGUGGCCCUUGCCGCCACCUCCAGACACUCCCUUGGUUCUGCUGUCUCUGCUGUUGCUGAUGUCUUCGUCGUCGUUGUUGUCAUGUCUUCAUACCCCACCAUCCGUCAGCCUGCGAUAGCCUGCGAUAGCGCUCUGUCUCUUUCUGUGUUACGUGAAUGCGAUAAUGGACAAGCCUGCGCGUAGCCUUUUCCCAUGUGAUGUUGUCAAUUGCCUGCACUUGCCCGUCUUCCUUCCGCCGCCCAAAUGAACAGAUGAAACUUUAACAUCUCCA